GCCCUCAACAGGGGCAUAGCCACAGUCAAAGAGGAUGCAGUGGAAAUGCUGGCCAGCUACGGUCUGGCCUACUCCCUGAUGAAGUUCUUCACCGGGCCCAUGAGCGACUUCAAGAAUGUGGGUUUGGUGUUUGUCAACAGCAGGAGGGACCGGAGGAAGGCCGUGUUCUGCAUGGUGACAGCCGGGGCCAUCGCGUUCGUCCUUCACAUCUUGAUAGCUUACACAGAUUUAGGAUACUACAUCAUUAAUAAGCUCCACCAUGUGGAUGAAUCUGUGGGGCACAAGACAAGAAGGGCUUUCUUAUACCUGGCUGCGUUCCCUUUGUUGGAUGCAAUGGCAUGGAUUCAUGCAGGGAUACUUCUCAAGCACAAGUACAGCGUCAUAGUCGGCUCAGCCUCAAUCUCCGAUGUUGUGGCCCAGAUUGUGUUCGUGGCCAUUCUCCUCCACAGUAACCUAGAAUGUGUGGAGCCUUUACUCAUCCCAAUCCUUUCCCUGUAUAUGGGUGCCUUGGUCCGUUUCAGCAUCGUCGGUCUGGGUUACUACUGUAACGUCCACGACAGCAUCCCAGACUCCAGUGGGCUUGAUGUGGGGGGCGACGCCACUAUCAAAAAGAUGCUGAGUUUCUGGUGGCCCCUGGCCCUCAUCUUGGCCACUCAGCGCAUCAGCCGACCCAUCGUCAACCUCUUUGUGUCUCGUGACCUCAAGGGGACCUCUGAUGCUACAGAGGCCGUGGCUGUCCUCACAGCCACAUACCCUGUGGGUCACAUGCCCUACGGUUGGUUAACCGAACUUAGAGCAGUGUACCCUGCCUUUGACAAGAACAAUCCCAGUAACAAGAUGAACGCUGGCACCCCUGUCACCAAGUCACAUAUUAAAAAGUUUACAUUCUGCUGUCUGGCUCUAUCACUCACGCUUUGCUUUGUGGUGUUUUGGAGUCCCCAUGUAUCAGAGAAGAUCCUGGUUGAUGUCAUUGGAGUGGAUUUUAAUUUCGCUGAGCUGUGUGUGGUCCCGCUCCGAAUUUUCUCCUUUUUUCCCCUGCCAGUGACUGUUCGGGCUCAUUUGACUGGAUGGCUCAUGACCCUGAAAAAGACCUUUGUGCUGGCCCCCAGCUCGGUUCUCCGCAUCAUUGUCCUCAUCACCAGUCUAGUUGUUCUGCCUUAUAUGGGGGUUCACGGGGCCACACUCGGGGUUGGAUCCCUCCUGGCCGGUUUCAUAGGGGAGUCGACAAUGGUUGCCAUAGCAGCCUGCUAUGUUUAUAGACAACAGAAAAACAACGAGAUGUCCAACGAGCUGGUGGUGGAGGGUGAGGACUCUGCCCCGAUGAGCGAGGUGUGCUCCAGGACUCAGAUGGACGCCAUCGAGGAGCUCCAGGAGGAGGAGGAGGAUGGUGGCCGAAUGCGAACGGAGGGAAGGCGUGGAGAGGAAAGUCUCGACGGUGCUCCUUCUUCUCUGAAAGAGUUCAAUAAAACUUUAUUACAAACAAACAGUUUAUCUGAGUAUCUUUCACAAUAA
Messenger RNA from Morone saxatilis (striped sea-bass), 1512 nucleotides. RefSeq names its product ANKH inorganic pyrophosphate transport regulator a (gene ankha). Gene Ontology annotation, cellular component: membrane. Gene Ontology annotation, biological process: phosphate ion transmembrane transport. NCBI's taxonomy places the organism in Eukaryota, Metazoa, Chordata, Actinopteri, Moronidae. The record is from RefSeq and is a predicted model, not a curated record. Gene Ontology annotation, molecular function: phosphate transmembrane transporter activity.